This is a messenger RNA of Phoenix dactylifera (date palm), 902 nucleotides long. RefSeq lists its product as uncharacterized. Lineage: Eukaryota; Viridiplantae; Streptophyta; Magnoliopsida; Arecales; Arecaceae. The record is from RefSeq and is a predicted model, not a curated record.
CUGAGGAGAGGGAAGGGACCCUCUCCCUCUCCCUCUCCCUCUCCCUCUCCCUGGGGAGAGGAAGCGCCUUCCUCGUACCCAGGGACAGGGGGAGGGAAGAAGGUGAGCCCCUGUUUUCUACCUCCCCAGUCUUUAUAAUAUAGAACAACUAAUUUCAUUUGCUGCGGGCGAGCAUUGGAGAACUAGUUUCUUGGCAGCUCCCGAAGGUGACCCUUCUGACGUCGGUGAGGGAGGUCGGAGGUCGGCAUGGCACAGCGCAAAGAUAAUUCCAACCCCCAGGGAUCCGCUGAAGGCAUCAGAGGCAAGCCUGAACCGGGCCCCUUGCCUAUUCGUAAAAUGGAGCCUAAGACAGGUAACGUGCUUCACAUCAUGGACCUGGAAGACGGAACUAAAUGGAUCAUUGAAGAUGAGGAAGUAGUUGAGCUACUUAAAAAGUACCUUGCUGCCCCUGAUCAGAAGACAAAAGAUGAAAUACUCGAGAAGCUUGAGUUAAAGGUUGCUUCACCAAGCAAUGCUGCUGAGGCCAGCCAAACCAUUAAGCAGUUCAAAGAAUCAAAGAUUGCCCCAGGUCUUGAGUGCAACAUUUCUGCGGGCCUUCAGAAGUUGAAACUAAACAGUGAUAGCAAGGCUUCUGUCGAAAAAAUGGGCAGUGAUAGCAAGGCAAAUAAAGUGAACAAAAAAGAUAAUAUAAUUUGAGGCUCCCAUGUUGAUAGUAUGGCUAGAUGUGUCCGCUAUCAUUCUCUAUGUUAUGGAAUUUAAUAAGUAAGCUUUUAUUCUAAGAGCCACUGUGGCCUUUGAAGGCUUCUAUCCUUUGUAUUUGUUCCGUUUCUACUUCUGUACUUUUAUCUAUUAAUAAACUGGAUGGGUGUCAUCCUCAGCCUCUGAACUGUUUUUUGCCUCCA